GGUCUUAUCGAUUGCUGUUUGCAUAUAAUCGGUAUCGUUUGCAAUAACAAAAGAGAACUAAGAGAAGGAAAAAACAACAAAAACACGGAAAGACACAAAAAAAGUGCGUCGCUAUUAAUUAAUAGAUAAUUAAUAAAAUUCGCCGUGUAUGCGCCUAUGACGAAUGUUGGCCAAAUAAUAUGGAUGAUGUCCCCGUCAAAAUAGUCGAACGCUAUAAACCACCACCCCCAGUAUACCAAUUGCCCCCUACUAUUGCGAACCGUUUGUCCCAAUACAGGGUCAACUACUAUGCGGAAGAGCAGGCAUUCCACUAUGACUACCAGCUGGAGCGAAGUGUACUCGGCAAGUGCCAGCAGUGGCGUCGCGUGCGUCACCAACAGCAACAGGCGCGUCACAUGCGCCUGGAGCAACGAAAACAGGAGCGUCAGCGUGCGCUUGAGGCAAAACAAAAGGAAAUGCUUGGGGCUGUUGAAUAUCCGAGUGCAGCUGAGUUGUCUUCCGAUAGCGAUGAUGACGAGUUAGCUGUGGAGUCGCCAACAGCAACGACCUCAGCAGCAGCGGGAACAAUAACAACGACUACGACGUCAAUUAGCGCUGCUGAGUCACGUGAAAAACUCAAACCAAAGUCAAUGAGCUCGUGCAAUUUCAAUAAUAUUCUGCAACCCACCAUUCUGAGUGGCGCUGCAGCAGCAACACCCAUUGUCACACACCAUAAACGGAACAGUUCACUAAACUAUGCAGAUUUUGAAUACAAUAUGAACUCGACACCAUUCGAUAAUAUAGAGAUGAAGACGAUUAACGAUUUGGAUAUACUGGCACAGGUGCUGCACCAGACCCAAUUGACGCAAAAACCACAUCCAUUAAACGAAGCAGAACAUAUAAGUGAGCCAGAGCCAGAGCCAGAGAAUAAAAAUGAACAGCAACAGACGCAGCCGGAACUGGAGCUGGCUGUCACAACUCUGGCGGAAACCAAAGCCACGCUAGAUAGCGUUAAUUUUCAAGUACACUGUGAUGAUGCCCAAGGCAUUCCAGCCAUGUACCCAACUCCCUUGUAUAACACUCCUACACAGCAAUCGCAACAGCAGCUCGUAUAUCCACACAUGGUCUAUAAUCAGCAUUAUUACCCUCAGCAACAGCAGCAACAACUGUAUCCCAAUCAAAAUUACUUGCAGCACAGCUAUGUCAAUGGAUAUGGCACACCUACUCAAUUACCCCCACCGCUGCCACCACAUAGUACGAAUAUGAGCGUGCUGUCACCGAACACCUCGGAAGCAGAUAUAAAAUCGAGGAGCGUGCCUGAUAUAUUACGAGAACUGACAACGGAGCUGCAGCAGGCAGAAAAACGUCGCGUCCGUCUGCACAGCCAAAAUGAAAAUGAACAGCAGGCAUUGGCAUUGACCCAGCCACAGCAGCAGCAACAUCAACAGCAACUGUCCAGCAGCCAGCCGAACAAUGCCAACAUAUUCCAGGAGCUGACUGUGCCGGCACAGAAACUAGCGCAGCGUAUCAGCACCAUGGGCUUUCCACUAGAGCGAGUGGCCAAGGUGGUCAGCUUGUGCGGCAUCGAUGACAAAAAGAUAAUCGAGCACCUCAUUCCACUGGGCGAGCUAAUAGAUCUCGGAUUUGAAGAAACAAAAAUCUCGGCGGCUCUUUUGAAAUUUAAUAACAAUAAGGACAAAGCAUUAGACUAUUUAAUUAAGUAGUUCAAUUCAAUUAAUUUGAUGGUUGCCGCCCCGGUGCUCCAAGCAGCUUGAUUUGCGGAUACUAAUACAAGCGCCCCACUAUAUACAAACGCAGUUUUCUGUUUAUUUCUAUGAGUAAUUGAAGCUACCACAAAACAUAAUGCUAAA
This is a messenger RNA of Drosophila hydei, 1850 nucleotides long. RefSeq names its product ras-interacting protein RIP3. Gene Ontology annotation, biological process: ubiquitin-dependent protein catabolic process via the multivesicular body sorting pathway. NCBI's taxonomy places the organism in Eukaryota, Metazoa, Arthropoda, Insecta, Diptera, Drosophilidae. The transcript is spliced from 2 exons. The record is from RefSeq and is a predicted model, not a curated record. The coding region runs from base 180 to 1703 and encodes 507 amino acids. Gene Ontology annotation, molecular function: ubiquitin binding. Gene Ontology annotation, cellular component: ESCRT I complex.